Micropterus dolomieu (smallmouth bass) is the source of this 3339-nucleotide messenger RNA. It is a transcript of the gene mertka, whose product is annotated as c-mer proto-oncogene tyrosine kinase a. Gene Ontology annotation, cellular component: signaling receptor complex. Lineage: Eukaryota; Metazoa; Chordata; Actinopteri; Centrarchiformes; Centrarchidae. Gene Ontology annotation, biological process: cell migration; protein phosphorylation; cell surface receptor protein tyrosine kinase signaling pathway. The record is from RefSeq and is a predicted model, not a curated record. The transcript is spliced from 19 exons. Gene Ontology annotation, molecular function: transmembrane receptor protein tyrosine kinase activity; protein binding; ATP binding. The coding region runs from base 159 to 2993 and encodes 944 amino acids.
AACAAGUCUCCACUCAAGCAGCGUUGAAGCCACUCUAGCGGGUGAUGUUGCUUAUUGUCGGGAGGUCCGGGCCCGCGCAGUCCGCUUAGAAUAAAAACGGACGUUUUCAGACUGCUGCGAGACAGAAAGCAGCAGCAGUGAAGAGCUCAGAUUUUGUCAUGGCAAAGAAGUCAACUCCAGGCUGGUUUGGAGUUAUUCUCUCUACAGCAGCGACCAUAGCAUUUAUUGCGGCAAGUCUGGUCAGCGCUCAGCACUCUAGGAAAUUGUUGCACCGUCCUACCAGGACCUCUGAGCCCCAUCUGAUAGCGGGUCGCGUUUCAAGGGUUUAUCUAAGCCCGGAUCAGCUCAAACAGCUGAACUUUAAGCCCACCGUAGGAACCAUCCUGCUCUCAGAGGGCCAUGAGGCUAAAUUCAACUGCUCCAUCAACAUUCCCGAUGCCAGGCUGGAGCCCACCAUUAUCUGGGUGAGGAACGGCCAGGAACUGGCAGGAAACUUGCAGGUUGUGAUCAAUGAGCUCCAGACCAUCACGGACGGGAUCAUAACUCUCCUCUCCACUGUCAGCAUUAACCAUGUGCAGCGAGCAGACGCUGGGGAAUAUCGCUGCAGACUGAGCAUCGGCCUCAAAACGGUUGAGUCUCAGCCAAUCAUCAUAGAGGUGGAAGGCCUACCGACAUUUAUCCAUCAACCAGAGGACAGGAACAUAACAAGAAACACACCUUUCACGCUGUCUUGUGAGGCGGUAGGACCUCCGGAUCCUGUUGAAAUCCAGUGGCUCCGCGAUGGAGUACCUGACAGUGACCGUCAUAACUCUCCCAGCAGCUACUCUGUGUCAGGUGUGGACAAGUUCACUCAGUUCAGCUGUGAAGCACACAAUGCGAAGGGUGUCACCACCUCCAGAGAAGCACAUAUUAACAUUAAAGUGCUUCCCAGCCCUGUGUCAGAUGUUGCUGUGGUAGAGAGGCAGUCCAAUAAGUUGACGUUGAGCUGGAGCCCUGGACAUGAUGGUUUCUCUCCACUAACUAAAUGCCACAUCAGGGUUAAAGAGGUGAGUCGGAAGAAAGGGGAGGUGACGACCACCAGAUUCGUCAACAUCACAGUGCCGCCUUUCCAUUGUGAAGUCCCUGGGCUGCAGGCUAUGACGUGGUACAACAUGAGCGUUUCCUGCAGCAAUGAGGUGGGAGCCUCUCCUGUCACCAUGUGGAUCCAAAGCAACACCACAGAGGGAGUGCCAUCCUUUUAUCCCCGUAAUGUCACCGUACAUAUGUACAAUGAGUCGUCGCUGGUGAUCAGCUGGAAACCUCCCCCAGAAGACAAGAUAAAUGGCAUCCUGCGUGGUUAUGAUGUUAUUGUCAGAUCUGACACAGAAGUGUACAAGAUCCACAGUGACACUGUCAUGACCUUUGUAGCUGUGAAGGAAUUUAACACAUCCUACAGUGUGGAGGUGGCUGCAUGCACGCAGGCAGGGAGCGGCAUGGUCAGCCCGCGAGUCUGGCUGUUUGUGCCAGGGAACAAAUCAGUCGUUUCCCCGUCGUCCAGCCCUGACACCGGGGUUCCAGACUCUGUCCAUGCCGUGCUGGGCGUGGUGUUUGGCCUCUGUCUUCUGUUGCUUAUCCUCUGGGGGGCUAUCUGUGUACGCAACAGGACUUGGCUUGGGCGGGUGUUUGGAGGUGGAGAAAAGCUGCAGCCAACUGUACAGUACACACCCAAGAGAUCCUACAAUCGAUCAGCCAUAGGAGUCACACUUGGGAACCUUGGUGUCAGUGAUGAACUCCAGGCCAAACUUCAGGACAUGAUGGUCUUGAGGAGCUUGCUUUCCAUAGGGAAGGUUCUUGGAGAGGGUGAAUUUGGCUCUGUGGUGGAGGGACAUUUAAGACAACCAGAUGGGACGUCAGAAAAAGUUGCUGUGAAGACAAUGAAAUUGGAUAGCUUCUCUCAGAGGGAGAUUGAAGAGUUCCUGAAAGAGGCGGCCUGCAUGAAAGAUUUCAACCAUCCAAAUGUCAUCAGACUGCUCGGUGUGUGCUUGGAAGUAAGCCCAGGAAAUUUUGCCAAACCCAUGGUCAUCCUGCCAUUCAUGACAUAUGGAGAUCUACACAGCUUCCUGCUGCGCUCACGCCUGGGAGAGAGUUCAGUGUUCCUGCCUACUCAGACACUUCUGAAGUUCAUGGUUGACAUUGCUUUGGGUAUGGAGUAUCUCAGUGGUCGUAAUUUUCUGCAUCGCGACCUGGCGGCUCGUAAUUGCAUGCUGCGUGAUGACAUGACAGUGUGUGUCGCAGACUUUGGGUUAUCUAAGAAGAUCUACAGUGGGGAUUAUUACAGGCAGGGCAGAAUAGCCAAAAUGCCUGUAAAAUGGAUUGCAAUUGAAAGUCUGGCAGACAGAGUUUUUACUGUAAAGAGUGAUGUGUGGGCAUUUGGCAUUACCAUGUGGGAGAUUGCUUCGCGAGGCGCGACGCCUUACCCUGGCAUCCAGAACCAUGAAAUCUAUGACUACCUUCUUGAAGGACACAGACUGAAGCAGCCAGCAGACUGUUUGGAUGAGCUGUAUGAGAUCAUGUACAGCUGCUGGAGGGCUGAUCCUCUGGACCGACCUUUCUUUCCCCAACUGCGAGAAAUGUUGGAAAAGCUCACAGAAAAGCUUCCAGAGUCUUUUAGCAAGGAUGAUAUAAUCUAUAUUAACACCAGCUUUCCUGAGGAUGACCCUGAUGGAGAAACACUUUGUGCAGAACAUCCUUUGUUCAACUCUUCACCUUCCUGCAGCCAUCAGGCAGCAGAAAAUUCAGUAGUUACUGCGGACAUUCAUGGGAGUCUGGAGGAUGAGAAGGAUGAGGACGACGAUCGUUAUGUGGUGGUGAUGUCCUCUGAUCCUUCCCUGAGAUCUCCUGCAGUGGACACUCCUCUUUUGUCAAGUGAUGCUUUAAGUCAAGCAAAUGGAGACAUGGUUACUGAAGUGGCAGCAAUGGAUCACAGCUCGAGUGACACUUCUUUCUUACUGUAAAGAUUGGUACCCAGCAGAUCAAAACUGUUACUGUAAAACCUCUGUUGUUUAGUACUAAACAUUAUGCCUCAUUGCACUGGGAGCACCUUGAUAUUUUCUGAUGUGGAUUGUAGUAUUGUUGUACAAGCAGUUUUGCUUUACAUGGCCAGCCAUCAUGUCAGUUUUAGGAAUGCAAACAUUCAACAUGUACAUCAUAAGCUUAAGAUACACCGAACUGUGAAAUUGUUUUUGUGGAAAAAUUCACAUUUGUUUCAUUGAAUUUUGUGAUGUGUGUGUAAAUACAGAAAUGUACAUUUAUAAAGUAAUCUUAUAAAAUACAUAAUAAAAAGAUUUCUUCAAGACUUCA